AUGUCAACAAUUCCGCGCGCCGCUGCUCUCGCCCUGCGCCUCGCACAGGUUGCCUUUGCUACUAUCGUCGCCGGCAUCGUUGGAUACUAUAUACAUGUCCUCGGGUCUGAAGGAGACGGUUGGCCCAUUGGCCGAUGGAUCUUCGUCGAAGCUCUGGCCGGCCUGUCAAUUAUGCUUGGCUGUGUCUUGAUGAUUCCUAAUUUAUUCGGAUGGUUUGUCUGGCCUAUCGACAUUAUCAUCAGUCUAGCCUGGUUCGCUGCUUUCGGCAAUCUCAUCAACGCCCUUGACGGUACUUUGUGCGGACAAAUUAGUGAUAUCGGCUCCUUCAGCGGCACAGGUGCCGACUGCGCCCAGUGGCAAGCUGGAGAGUCGUUUGCAUUCUUGUCAGGAAUAGCCUGGCUGGUCACCGGCUUUUGGGGCUUGUUCUACGUGUGGCGUGCCGACCAACAACGUCUUGGAUACUGGACCGGCCGAUACGCCGUCUAA
Messenger RNA from Talaromyces rugulosus, 486 nucleotides. RefSeq lists its product as uncharacterized. NCBI's taxonomy places the organism in Eukaryota, Fungi, Ascomycota, Eurotiomycetes, Eurotiales, Trichocomaceae. Gene Ontology annotation, cellular component: membrane. Bases 1 to 486 code for a protein of 161 amino acids. The transcript has 4 exons. The record is from RefSeq and is a predicted model, not a curated record.